UUACGUAACAUAGGAUUCCAUUAAUAUUUAUCUAUAUUUUAAAUAACAUUGUGACGAUAAAAUGUGCAUUGAAAGUGUAUAUAAGAUUUUCAAAAAUGUUUGAAAGAUAUAGGAUUUUUUUUCUCUUUCCUUUUUAUAUUAUAUCUUCUCAUCGAUAACAAGGUCGUAAAUAAUAUUUUCUAUUUUAACUUAUAUUUAUAAUGUUGCAUUUACAGUUAAUCGUGCAAAUCAUGCGAGCAAGCAUUAUCGUGGUUUUGGCUUUUGCCACUGGGAUUGUCGUGGUAUCAUCGAGAAAUCACAAUUAUUCUCAUUUCGUAAAACAUCAUGCAAGACCGCGAGUGAUUCGAGGCUUUAAACCUGAAUACAUGUCCACGGCAUACGGUUUCGGGAAAAGACAAAGUACCGCUGACGUUCCAAAACUUAACAAGCGCGAACGAAUGUUAUCCAUACUUUUACAAUAUUUUCCGCAAGGAUUUCCUGCAGAACGAUUACUUCAGCAAAUGAAAGGAAAUCCAGAUUUUAAUACAAAAUUAACACAAUUAUCGACGGAUGAACGUGGAGAUUUAUUGUCAGCGAUGGAUCAUUCUAAUUCGAAAGAACUAACUUGGCUAUUUUAAACCUAUUAUUGUAUGAUCGAGUGAUGUAUACAAUUCCUAGUUAUACGUUUUAGUUUAAAUAAAUCUAUAAUAUUAAAUGAAAAUUAUUUAACAGCUAUAAUAUACGUCUUUAUUUGUUUCUUCAAAACUACAUUUUCCAAAUCUCGUAAAGUAUAAUAAAAGAUUUAUUUAAACAAUAAUAUAUAUCCAUUAGAUAUGUGCGAGUAGCUGAAUGCUUCUAAACAAAUUCAAAUGUAACAUAUGUAUACUUACUUUUGUGAUGCAUAUCCAUACAUACACAUUUAUUUACCAAAAACUAUGAUAGCUUCACCACCAAACUCAGUAGGGGUCGCUGGCGCAAUCGGCAUUGUCAACCGUUUGACCUAGAGUUAGAGCGAAGUGAAAAGUGAAACCCUCUCAGUUGCUCUCAGUCUUAUAGCGACCGCCGACGGGUGUGGAUGUACCAGUUAAACAUGUAUAUACCCUUAUUUUAUUUUCUGUGCUUAUUUAAUUUACUGUA
Molecule: messenger RNA, 1116 nt
Organism: Osmia bicornis bicornis
Lineage: Eukaryota; Metazoa; Arthropoda; Insecta; Hymenoptera; Megachilidae
Product: allatotropin-like
Exons: 3
Coding region: 201-617 (138 amino acids)
Source: RefSeq, a predicted model, not a curated record